Molecule: messenger RNA, 1902 nt
Organism: Ramularia collo-cygni
Lineage: Eukaryota; Fungi; Ascomycota; Dothideomycetes; Mycosphaerellales; Mycosphaerellaceae
Exons: 2
Coding region: 1-1902 (633 amino acids)
Source: RefSeq, a predicted model, not a curated record
AUGGGGGCUUCGGAUCAGCCUUUCAUUUACGAUCCGUCUACUGGCCGCAACUCCGUCGUCUACCCAUACUCCAACUUCAAUCCUCGGGCUGCUACAGAGGCCCAUUAUGCGGCAUUUGCUGAACGCGCUGAGCGUAACAAGCGCAGAUCGCAGCAGGAAGGAUCACCUCUUAUCGAUUUCAACGCGCAUCCGGACAGCUACAUGAUUGUCCCGGCACAGACAGUCGACCACAAACCUUUGCCUGCCCGCGCUAAAACGCACAUUGUGUGGACAAGAUGGGUUCAGCUUGCGCUACGGGUAGUGGAGGAAGUAGGAGCAUUAGGUAUCCUCGUCUGUGUUAUCUGCUUGAAAAUGAGGAGCGACGCACCAGGGUAUAUGAUUCGCAUUGCUCCCGCAUGGGACUCGCUUAUCACGAUGUACGCCAUCUAUCAUCUCAUCCGCCCAGCGAAGGGACGAACUCCUGGAACUAGCGCCAGCUACCAUUUCUUCGCUCUGUUCACAGACACCAGUCUCGUCCCAUUCUAUGUUCUCAUCUGCUUAUAUGCGAAUCAGAACUGGAUUCCACAAGAGGGCGAAGACAAUCGCUGGACAAGUUUCUUCAAGACCGAAUUCGCCACAACUACCAUCAUCCAUGUCACAUUCUAUGCGAGCAUAGCCGUUGGAGCGCUGCACCUGAUCAGCAUUGGUUUGGAUUUGUACUUGAUCCACAUGUUCCGGAAGAUCGCUCGACUCCCUCCAGAUAUGAACCCUCUGGAGAACAAUCUUACUGGUAGCAGCCGUCGCUCAAGAUCGUCGAUGAAGCACAAGCACAAGAAUUCCGAAAUGACAAUAUCCUCACUAUCCAGUGAAGACUUUACGGAGAAGAAGAUGGGCUACCUUAGCGGAAGCACACUCUCCGGAGGUGAUUCAUACCUUGCAAACAAAAAGGGAUCCGAGGCAAGAGUCGUACCGUUCGGUCACAGUAGAAGAGACUCCGACAACAGCCAUUCUCCGCAGAAUCCGAGAUCAAGCUGGAGAGAGCAACCACAGUACGAGCAAAUCAACUUCUAUCAAGGUCCGCGCUCAGCUCGCAGUUCUCGUCAGGACGUCGGGCCGGGGCACCGCUCUCGUGCGGGAUCUGUUGUUGAUGAUAGAUACGCGUCCAACGUUCGUUAUGAUGCAAUUCGGGGAAGCCCCGACCGCCACGCGGUUGUGUCUUCUCAAGCAGCGAACAAACCACAGCAGAAGAACGGAUUGCUAAACGACAACUGGUAUGUCAUGGAUGAAGAGCCAUCAGAUCUCGGAACGUCUAGAGGCGUUCCUCAGCACCAGACUGAGCCGACGCUUCCGAAUGUGGAUCUGGAUCUUACGCGAUACGACUCAUUCCAACCAAAGGCUCUCAGACCACUGAAAAUGAACCCACCUACUCCUCCCCCUCAUGAUGAGUAUCCGGACCCAGACGAGCAGCAUCCUAAGCAGUUCAAUGGCAAGCAGCAGGGCCAGUAUGAGCCCAUCGAGACAGGUGUUGCACGCACGAUGACCGUCGCCUCCCACGCGACUGCAGCCUCGUCAGUCUACUCAGAAAGUGCGCCAAGUCUUGCAUCAGGCAGGCUGAUGAACGGAGCCCCUCGAGGCAGGCACUAUGGAGAUCUCGCAUCCGCGACAAGAGGAGUCCGUGGAGCUGUCGRGCAAGGUGCCGCAAGGCCUGCGCCGAACCGGCCUCUUCCAGGGACGAAUGCAUGGGGAGUUCCCACCCCCGUGUCGUCGCGCACCCCGAGCCCCCAGAAGAAUAGUAGCCGAGUCAUCAGCCGGAGCGGAGUUGACAUUGCUGACGCAGGUCAUUUUGCUCAAGAGAAGGGGUACGGGAUGAGUCGUCGCGAGGUCAGCGGCAAGGUCGCCGAGGAAGGAAGGAGUCAAUGGUGA